Molecule: messenger RNA, 453 nt
Organism: Cryptococcus wingfieldii CBS 7118
Lineage: Eukaryota; Fungi; Basidiomycota; Tremellomycetes; Tremellales; Cryptococcaceae
Exons: 1
Coding region: 1-453 (150 amino acids)
Source: RefSeq, a predicted model, not a curated record
AUGAGCCAGCUCUCAGACCUCGAGCUCGUAGCGCAAGCCAUGUCCGGCUCAGAGCAGCCCCCAGCCUCCAAUGGCACAGCUCAAGCAACAAACGGCGCCCAAGCCGGUAUAGAACUUUCCUCACUGCCAAACGUGGACCCCUCCUCUCUCCUCCCCGCCGACCUCGCAUCUCUCCAUCCCCUCCUUGCAUCCCUAUCUCUCUCCCCAGAAGAUCUCGACAAUCUUGACGAGGGAGAGAUCGGUGCUAUUUUGGGACAGCUGGAAGCGGCGGAUGGGGUGGCGGAUGAUUUGGAAGGAAAGCUGGAUAGGCUGUUGGAGAUGCUCGGCGGUGUUGAGGAGGAGAUUGUGGAGGGGAAGGCUGAACUGCAAGAAGGAGAGUCGUUACCGAAGACUGAGGGCGAGGAGAAAGGGGCGGCAACCGAGACAAAGAUCGAAGGAAAAAAGCAAGACUGA